AUAACUUAAAAUAAUUAAUGAAUUCAAUUAAAGAGUUUGUAUCAAACAAACAUAUUGCCAAAUAUUUAAUACAACGACAAUAAUAAUGAAUAAAUAAUUGUGUGAUGAAGUGUUGAUGUUUUUUGAAUAUGACAAAAGUGAUGGCUUUACCAGUGGUGGCAUUGCUUGUGCUGACCAUCGCAUCACAUCCAGUCAUCUCCGACUCGACAAUCGAUUUGGAGACCAACUCCGACACACUGUAUGAUACAGAGUCGUUAUGUAAGGGCGAGUGGAAGUUCCCAUACAAUUGCAAUACAUUUAACUGUGAUUACAAAGCAAGUUGGGAGUACUUGGAUGACAACGAUGAGAUCAUGUUCACCAUUAGCACCAAAAAUAGGAAUAAAUGGACGGGUAUUGGGUUUUCGGAUAACCAGGCUAUGCCUGACACCGAUGCUGUACUCGGAUUAGUUGAAGAGAGUGGAAGAUUCUUUCUAAUGGACAGUUGGCUUCGGGCCUAUGAAGCGCCUCCAUUAGAUCAGUCACAAAACCUGUACAAUAUGUCGGCCUGGCGUGAGAAUGGGAUCACAACACUUAGAUUCUUCAGGAAAAGACUUACUGGAGACAAUAGAGACUUCCAGUUUUCUGAUACCAACUGUCCUUAUCUGGUGUUCCCAGUGAUGGGAGGGGUUUUUAAUGCCGUUAAUAAAAGAAUCAGAAAACACGAAACAACUCCUUUAAUAUCAGACAGAAGGAUAUGUAUAAAAAGUUGUAGAGCACCGACAACUACAACAACUACUGCCAAUCCAGUGGCCAAACAGGACACCGACCACAAUGUCAAUGUUGUAAACAAUGAAUCUGUUCCUAAAACAACACCUGAAAUAAAGUCAACACAACCAUCAAAUGAAAUCAUUAAAGAUAAAGAAAACAACAAAACUUAUAGAAUAACAAUAAAAUUACCGGAAAUUUGGACACAAAGUAUGAAUAAUAAAAAUUCAGAGACAUAUAAGACAAUGUCUGCCAAUAUUCAGCAACACUUACAAAAUGAAAUGCAAACCAAAAAGCCUCGAGAGUUGAGUAAAUUAAAUGUCAAACAACUCAUUGAUUUGGAGGCCGACUCUAACGAUAUGGUGGCGACCUUUGAAUUGGAUGUUCAACAAAGUGAUGACAACAACCAAAACUUAGAAACAACUGUUUUACUAACAAAUGUAUUAAAUAGUAUUUUAAGCGAUGAAUUGUUAGGCGAAUUAAAAGUUAAUCCAAAUUAUUUGAUAAUAGAUAACAAAAAAGAAGUUGAAAGCAAUUUCAUAAAAGACUUGUUUGGACUCAAUUUAUUUAAUGAGGAUCAACUCAAAUGGUUUAUCAUAUUUGUUGGUAUCGCAGCUUUAAUAGUAUUGGUUAUAAUUCAAGCCUGUUGUAUGUUAUGGAGGGAUAGUAGAGCUCGUAAAGAGAAAAAUAAAAAUGAACAGAAAACAGCACCGGAUUCCCAAUGGAAAGAUUAUGCAGCUAUGAGUGCUCGUAAUGGUUACAGUGGUUAUGAUAAUUAUGGUGCAUCUGAUGAAAAUGAUGCACCAUUGAAUACCAGUGCUAGAAAUGACACAAUCAAUGGUAAAAAACAAUAUUAUAAAAAUAAUGCCGAAAAAAUGCCACAUAAAUAUAUGAGUGCAACACUAGAGAGACAACCGUCUCGUACGCACCGACCUAAUGACUAUCCGAGCGCUUAUGCCACUCACGACCGCAAAGAAAUAUAUAAUCGUCACUACAAUCAGCCCUCAUUAUCACCACAACUUCAACCAGACUUUUACUUUAUGCCACAUCAGAGACGAUAUUCAGGAGAAGUGGUUCGAGUCUUUGUCGACUAUAAUAAUCCUCAGUUUGCGCCUAAAUAGACAUCAUUUAAGAAUAGACAUCACUAAAGAAGAAAAUUCAUUUCUAAAUGUCAUUAUUUAAUAUCAGAUUUCAAAUACUCAUUUCAUUUGGUUUUUAAAUUUGAUAACAAACAACAAUUUGGUUAUUUAU
Messenger RNA from Oppia nitens, 1995 nucleotides. RefSeq lists its product as uncharacterized. Lineage: Eukaryota; Metazoa; Arthropoda; Arachnida; Sarcoptiformes; Oppiidae. The coding region runs from base 129 to 1865 and encodes 578 amino acids. The record is from RefSeq and is a predicted model, not a curated record. The transcript is spliced from 5 exons.